Nematostella vectensis (starlet sea anemone) is the source of this 1008-nucleotide messenger RNA. RefSeq names its product chymotrypsinogen A. The record is from RefSeq and is a predicted model, not a curated record. The coding region runs from base 84 to 956 and encodes 290 amino acids. Gene Ontology annotation, biological process: proteolysis. NCBI's taxonomy places the organism in Eukaryota, Metazoa, Cnidaria, Anthozoa, Actiniaria, Edwardsiidae. The transcript is spliced from 5 exons. Gene Ontology annotation, molecular function: serine-type endopeptidase activity.
UCGUCUAUAGAGGUAUAAAUAGUGAACUCGUUUGGCGGAUCUACACCUAGCUUGAACACCUACGUGUUUCCUGCGUAAACAAGAUGUUGCUGAAAAUAGCCUUCGUCGUCCUUCUAAGUUCACUGGUUGCUGAAGCGAAGAAAGGAAGUAGACCUGGGAAGCCAGGGAAAACGACGACCACUGUUGUACCACCCACUCUACCUCCUGUUGGGGUGUGUGGGGUCAGCUCUAGUACUUCUAGGAUCGUGGGUGGAGCAGCUGCCAAUCCAGGAGACUGGCCAUGGCAGGCUCAACUCAGGACCACAACAGGGUUCCCAUAUUGUGGCGGAUCUUUGAUCCAUUCCAAUUGGGUGCUGACUGCCGCUCACUGCAUCAGCGGUAAACGGCCCGCUGAAGUCGUUGUCAGGCUCGGCGCUCACAGUCGGUUGGGAAAUCUUACAACGGAUAUGCAGGAUAUCAAGGUGUCAGCUAUCAUUACGCACAGUAACUACAACUCAAGAACAAUGUACAACGACAUUGCCUUACUCAAGCUGGCCACUCCAGCACAGACAAACAGCAAAGUAGGCUUUGUGUGCCUGCCCGAGACAGAGGCCUCGCCAAGUGAUGGGACCACGUGUUGGAUCACGGGAUGGGGAACCCUCUCUUCAGGCGGGUACCCCCCGGACAUCCUCCAGGAGGCCUCGGUCCCAGUCGUUAGCCGCGCGCGCUGCGAGCAAGCCUACACAGAUCCGAAUCAGAUUCAUGAUUCCAUGUUGUGCGCAGGUCUUGAUAAUGGUGGCGUUGAUACGUGUCAGGGUGACUCUGGCGGCCCGCUUGUUUGCGAGUCGGGAGGGAAGUUCGUCCUCCACGGAGCAACGAGCUGGGGAUAUGGCUGCGCGGCAAAAGGGAAGUUCGGCGUGUACGCAAACGUGAAGUACCUCCUGACCUGGGUUAAGACACAGAUGGCCACACGGUAGAUAACAGUGCACCAAGUGUAUAUUAUUUCAAGCAUAGAAUAAACCGUGCAUU